Messenger RNA from Mercurialis annua (annual mercury), 863 nucleotides. RefSeq names its product heavy metal-associated isoprenylated plant protein 31. The coding region runs from base 328 to 738 and encodes 136 amino acids. Lineage: Eukaryota; Viridiplantae; Streptophyta; Magnoliopsida; Malpighiales; Euphorbiaceae. The transcript has 3 exons. Gene Ontology annotation, molecular function: metal ion binding. The record is from RefSeq and is a predicted model, not a curated record.
AUAUUUAAAUCUAUUUAUAAUGGAUGAAAACAGAUAGAUUUUUGGGCGAUAAUGAUGAUUUCUUUAGGCCAUGGAGACAUAUGGGGCAAAGUUUUGAGUAACUUGAGAGUGAAUUAUGGGUAAGUGACAUAAUAAUAAAACUGGCAAUGUUUUUAUAUAGAGAGAGCGUGACAUUAAGCACAUUGGGUCGGGCAUAGCUGAUAGCACAUAUAUAUAUCCAUAAAGUGUCACGCGUGAAUGCUCUCUCUUAUUCCAAUUUCAAAACCCAAUAAGCUAAGCUCUCUUUUCUCUGAAACCUUCUCUCUGAACUGUUGAAAAUCUAACUAUAUGAUGGUAGAGGUGAGAGUUCCAAACCUUGAUUGUGAAGGUUGUGCUUCAAAGUUGAAGAAAGCUCUCCUCAAGCUCAAAGGAGCUGAAGAAGUGGAAGUGGAAAUGGAAAUACAGAAAAUAACAGUGAGAGGCUAUGGAGUGGAGGAGAAGAAGGUUUUGAAAGCGAUAAAGAAGGCAGGGAAAGCAGUAGAAGCAUGGCCGUUUCCAGGGCAUUCUCAUUUUGCGUCGUUUUAUAAAUAUCCAAACUACAUUGUUAACCAUUACUACGACGCUUACAAAAAUGUGGCUACUAAUGGUGUUCACACUUUCUUCCACACUCCUGCGGUUUACUCCGUCGCUGUUGCUUCCGAUGAGGCUAUUGCUUCUCUUUUUAGCGACGACAAUCCACAUGCUUGCUCUAUUAUGUGAUCUAUUAGUUAUUAUAUUGCCUUCUGGGUUUCAAGUGUUGCAGAAGCUAAACUUGAGGAGGGAUUUGUGCUGAAUUGAUUUUGUAUUGAGAGUUUUCAUUUGAUUCAUGAUUAGUUUUUUGACUU